CACGGCAACUGGCGUAUGGAUUCUUAGUCUACUCUUACGGACUUUAAUGGUUGCCUGUUCGGUCCUACUUAUUACAUCCGUGUCAGCCUCACACUUCGAGUAUGAGGCCAAAAGUCAAGGACCGGAUCUGUGUGAACACGCUUCCUUCGACCUCUCUCGAGCAGACAAGGCAGAUUAGAGCUGAACGGACUUCCACGGAACUAGACAACCCCUUGUUCGUUCACGCCUCAUGCUUCUACAAGGGAGAUGGGGCGAAGAAUACCUCAACUCGAGUAUUUAUUGCCUGUCAACAAUCACUGUAGAGUUUCCAGUCCAGUCAUUCCCUCACAUUCUCUCAGACUCGAACCUUGCACUCAUUUUCUAUCUUUUUAAAUUACCUUCGCUACCUUCACGGCUUUCAACCGCUCAUUCUCUUCCGUCACAGCCGGUCUGUGUGUGUUGCUCUGAUCUCUUGUCAACUUCUCCACCUAUCAGUUUUAUAUUCUUCCUCCAACGAACCACUAAGAUGCAUUCAAAAUCAAUGUUUGCUGUACUUGCCACAAUGGGCCUUGUCGCAGCGACACCAGUCGAUUACACCCUUCAAGGACGUGGAAGCAAACUGUCUAAGCCUGGUGAUAUCAAUUGUCCUGGUGAAAUCAUUGGAUAUCGCACUGUGAUGACAAAGGAUAUUGCCGACACGGUAAAUACAGCAAAGACAUUUCCUCAAGCAAAACCUCAUGGCAAAGAUCUGGGUAAUGGAGUUAUUUACUUCAGUGACGGCUUCGGCGACUGGGCUGGUGACGGCACAGAAACUCACUGGUGUGUCGCUUAUGCGGAUACCACCCAACUUAAAGCCGCGAACAAAGUCUGGUUUACGGAAGAUCCCAAGUUGAAGCAAUGUACUCGCUUCAGCGAUUCCAACGUCAACGCCUACAUCAGCAUUAUGUCAAACGACAAGUUCUCUCCAGCCUCUACGCUACGCUUCGCCAAAUUGGAGCACUACCUUCAAGUUGCUAUACCGUUCGCCAUGCUCGACAAGAUGAAAGUCUGCGGAAAAUGCUACCCCAGGCCCGAAGCAGAGACGUUGAAAUCUGAUUACCCGCGAGUUAACUGGAAGAAGGGUCCAUGGGUAGGGUCCAACGUCAGGCAAAAGCGCGAUGAUCUUGAUGGGAGGGCUCCCGCUGCUUGUCCAGUCAAAGCGAAGCCAACACCAUCCCCAAAGCCGAUCAAAUCCAAGCCUAAGACAUCCAAACCUAAGACGACCAAGCCUAAGACGACAAAGCCAAAGACGACCAAGCCUAAGGGACUGAAGGCCAGGACAGCCUAGUUGCGACUCAGGAGGAAGGCAACUUGUAGAGGACAAUCAGGGAGGAGUUGCUAGAUAGAGAAGAGACCCGACUAUUGUUUGUAGAUUGCCAAAGUCUAGCACAAUCACACACUACAUAUCAGGAAUCACUGUUAGCCCGUGCUCUACAAAACGAAUUGAAGUAGCUAGGAAGCAGCGUUUGGUCAACAGAGAUGCUGUAGUUAGGACGCGCAGGUGUCUAAAGGCC
Messenger RNA from Boeremia exigua, 1532 nucleotides. RefSeq lists its product as uncharacterized. Lineage: Eukaryota; Fungi; Ascomycota; Dothideomycetes; Pleosporales; Didymellaceae. Bases 230 to 1306 code for a protein of 358 amino acids. The record is from RefSeq and is a predicted model, not a curated record. The transcript has 4 exons.